AUGAGGGGCAGCGGUACCGUGAAUUUCGUUUCGCUCGUUUUAAUAUUGCUUGCCCUUUGCUUGCCUCCAGUUGGUUCAACCCAGACUGGACAGCUGGAGGCGCAUGGCAAACGGGGCCACGGGCAGGCGACGAGCCGGAAGACCGAACAUGGUGCACCUUUGCGGCAGAUUCUGAGUGAGAUGUCAGUUGAGCAAAGACGUCUCGCUGCUAAGGCAGCUGGAGAUUUAGGGGCCUCUGGAUAUCUUGGGGCGGCCGUGGCGGCCGCACCCCGACUCCCUGCUGGCAGGGAAAGAAUGCAUGAAGAUCUUUCGGAAGGUUUGGCUUCCACCAGUCGCGUAAAACGGAAAAGGGAUACAACCGGACUGAAGAGCCAAGGCAAGAGGCGCCGCCAUUUAAAGCUGUUUUCCGCUGGGUUUUUGCUGCUGGCGUCAAUCCUCUAUGGUCAGUAUUUGCUUCGUACCGGGUCUUCCCCAGAGAAGUCGGCACUGGCUAGAUUGCGCGGCGACGAACAGCCGACAAUCGAUUCCACAGCCGUGCCUAGUUCGGAUGUCUCUUCAGACAGGGAUGUCUCUUCAGACAGGGAUGUCUCUUCAGACAGGGAUGUCUCUUCAGACAGGGACCAUGGCGACCGGCAGGUUGAUGCCGACCAGCGUCGGCGGCGUUCCAGGAAAGUGCUUGUCGCCGUUGUCUCUGUAGUGGCAGCAGCUGCGGUGCUGUAUGCUGCCUCCCGCUUUGUCAGAUAUGAACCCGGUACAUCUCUCGCGUUUGAUUCCGCAGGAGAUCGAGCUCGAACUGCGGCAUCGCAACCUGGAUUCGUUCAGCCUGGUGAACACGCUGACGGCUCGCAAGAAGUAGUGGGCCAUCCAGGGGAUGCAGAUACUGUGGAAGAGUCAGGGGGAGAAUCAGUUCUAUCGGAAGGGACAGACUCUGGUCCAGCUGGACUCGAUAGCGAAGGACCUAUGUCCCGGUGGAUAUGGAAUGCAAUCAUGGUGAUGAUUCUCGCUCACUCCGGAGCAUCGAUCGGAUCAGGUGUCCGCAAGUUGAUGCAUGCACGGCUAGUGCUUCGUGACUUGGAGGAACAUCGAGACGCGGCAGCAGACCGUUACCGACAACUUCGACAACAAGCAGAGGAGCUCGUGCGCUUGGCAGCUGAGAAGAGAGAAAGCAUAGCACGUGCGCAAGCGGGGGAAAAUACUGAACCGCACAAGGAGGAAAUGCAAGGCAUCGAAGAGGAAUACCUGAAACUAAAAGAGAAGCUGGCAACCGCUCAUAGGGAACGGGAAGUUCUGGCUGAUAAGCAUGAAGAGAUAAAGAGAGCAACUGCAGAAACCGAAAAUCCGCAAGCAGCGCGUCUCCGCGAAACACAGAAUUACGCGAGCUCACUGUUUAGGCAAGUGCAUGAUCUGACUGCAGAGCUCGAAAACCUGCAAACUGAAGAGGCGAAACUGCGCGCCGUGCUGGAUGGCACCCAAGAUCCUGCCACUGGCCGCUUGACACAAGACGCGAACAGGACGGCCGGCCAGCUACAGGCUGCGCUCGAUUCGCUGUCACAGUUACAAGCGACAUCCCAGCAGAGGAUGGAGGAGCUGGAGGAUCUCAAGAGAGAGAUAGACGAUCUAACCUCGGAGGAGAGCCGUCUGCUGCGACAGAACCGAGUAGCGGCUGAAGCAAGGAAUAAAUCGAGAAAGGAAGUCAGGGAAACAAGGUCGAAACGGGAUGAUGCCGUAAAAGCUUUGAAUGAAGUGCGUGUUCGCGAACAGGCCCUAAGCAAGGAGCUUAUGGAAAAAGAAGAAUUACUGAAAAAGUUGAGAGAUACAGAAGGGUGUACAGCAGAUGAUGAUCUUCGAGUGCAAAUCUUGGCGCAUUUGCAGUAA
Messenger RNA from Neospora caninum, 1875 nucleotides. RefSeq lists its product as hypothetical. The transcript has a single exon. Bases 1 to 1875 code for a protein of 624 amino acids. Lineage: Eukaryota; Apicomplexa; Conoidasida; Eucoccidiorida; Sarcocystidae. The record is from RefSeq and is a predicted model, not a curated record.